This is a messenger RNA of Emiliania huxleyi CCMP1516, 501 nucleotides long. RefSeq lists its product as hypothetical. NCBI's taxonomy places the organism in Eukaryota, Haptophyta, Isochrysidales, Noelaerhabdaceae. The coding region runs from base 1 to 501 and encodes 166 amino acids. The record is from RefSeq and is a predicted model, not a curated record. The transcript is spliced from 2 exons.
AUGGGUAGGAGGUGCCUCUGCUGCUAUGGCAUGCCUCACGGCUGCGACUGGCCGGCGCCUCGGCGCGUCAGCUCGGCUCGGCGUAGCGAUAGUGGCAAGCGCAACUCGCCUGGACUCAACGCUCAGCCAGGGAGCUCCCGCACGCGCUGGCGCGAGGCAUGGCGCAUGCAACGCGCAGCAAUGCUCGCCUCGCCUCACGCAAAUGCGACCGUCCUCGCAGCCGACAGUCUCCACCGCCUGCUAAAGAAGCACCUCCCUUUGCUGGGGACCAGAAUUCUUCUUUUGCUUAUGCUGCCUCGCAUGCUGCCUCCGAAUCUCAUGCACAUGGCCAAGCUGUACACGCCCCCGGCGGUGCGGUGGGGCGUCGCCGGCGGCAGCGUCGUCUUUUUCCUUGCGUUCGACGACCUGCCUUCCAUCCUGCUCGAGACGCCUUACGGCCAGCCGUGUGGCUACCGCGAUCUCUUCGCCGCAAUGGGUUUGGUGAAGCCGAAGGCCGAUUGA